ACCAAAUUCCAAAUAGUUAAGUGCGUCGUUGAACAAAAACACGAAAAUCAUAACGUGAACAAAUAUAGACAAUGAAGGUUAAUAUCUUGUUUCAGAUUUUCGGGAUUAUCAUUUGCAGUUCUAGCUUAGUUGAAGGGUUUUCCUACGCUGAUGAAGUCAGAGAUAUCUUUAGGAGACAUUUCAACAACGAAGAUAAUGAAUGUUGGGAAAGGACAAACACAAAUCAAUACACGGAUACCAUCGGUAUGGCAAAAGCCCUGGUCAACGUGUACACACAAGAAUGUAAGAACUUCAAUAAUAAAAAAUAUGGAUGGUCAUUUUACAGAGUAUUGAAUGAUAAACUUCGAGGUCGAACAAAUGAGCCCAUUUGGCUGGACACAGAAGAUUUGCUCAAUAGAGCAUUGUCAGUGUUAGGCCUCCAAACGGGGAAUACACUUUUCAGGGCUUGUCAGUGUAGCGAUAUUAAAAAAGGAUACAUCUUAAUGAAUUAUGACUUCUGGAGUACAUCAUUGGACGCAAGCCAGACAACCCAGUUCCUAAGUAAAGACAAAAUAUUUUUCAAACUUACUGCUUCUCCAGCUGGCACAUACAUAGACAAAUAUUCAGCAUUCCCUGAAAAAGAAGUUUUACUACAAUCGAAAAGUCAAUUAUAUGUUGAAGAAUAUAUAACGGACACGCAGGAAAUAGAAGCCAAAACAAAUGAAUUAAAACUACCAACGGAUACGAAAAUGAAGGCGUUUGCAGUCGUGACAGGCAAUAUUCCACCAAGCGUUUCCGGGUCGGCUCUUAACUCGGGCAAAUGCGAUUGCUCGGGUGGCACAACAUCUGGUGCCUCGAUGCCUACGAGCUUCUUAAGUGCCUUGUUUUUCAUUGCAUUAACACUAGUUUGGUGAAUGAAAAUAGCGUAUCUUUGUAAAUACAAAAUAUCGAAUUUACGCUUUACCAUUUUAGAAAAAACAAAUGUUAAAUGUGUGGAACGCUACGGAUAGAAAAAUAACAAAUAUAUUAAUGCUACUGAAUCUAGUUAUCAUAGUGCUUUUAAACACUUCAUGUGUUUUAAUUGAUGAUAUUUUUAGAUGUUUGUAUGGUUUUAUUCCAUUUUCAUUGUUUUUUUGUUCUCGUGGUUUGUACAAUGAUUAUUUCAUGAACUAGAACUUUCACUCCGGCAUAAUUUCAUCGUUUGCCUGUUAUGUCUGCAUCCGUUCGUUGUAUUCUUGAAACUACCGUACUAGUUUUGAUGUUGUGUUUUACUUUAUGCUUUAUUGUUUUCAAGUUGACGCUGAUCCUGAUGAGGGUCCUAUUUCAAAUUAUUGAUAAAUUUUCGGAUAAGUGUGAGAAAGUGGCCACAUAAACUAGUUAAAGCCCAUGUAGACUCGUGUUCAAGUGAACUCGAGUUUCACUGGUCAACCAAAGGUGGUAAUUUCAUCAUUUAUCGGUAAAGUUAUGUUGAUGCGUGUGUGGCCUGUUUGUGGUGUUUGUCAGUGUGUAUGUGGUGAAUGUAUGUCUGUGUACGUUUAGGCCCUUGCCUCUGAACAAGGUUUGUAUUACAUUUUUUUUUUAUUGUUUUCAAGUUUACGCUGACCCUGAUGAGGCUUCCAUUUCCAAUGGUGUCACUAUUGAUAAAUGUUGGGAUAAGUGUGAGGCAAUGGACACAUAAACUAGUUAAAGCCCAUGUAGACUCGUGUUCAAGUGCACUCGAGUUUCACUGGUCAACCAAAGGUGGUAAUGCCAUCAUUUAUCGGUAAAGUUAUGUUGAUGCAUGUGUGAUCUGUUUGCGGUGUUUGUAAGUGUGUAUGUGGUAUAUGUACGUUUGUGUACCUAGUUCCGCGUCGUGAAGGUCCUUGCCUUUGAUAGGGUUUGUAUUAUUUUUUAGAAGUUUUGACUACCGGCGUGUCCGUAGUUUUCAUUGGCUUGUUUUUCGAAGUAGACCUAUAUUGAUGUUCUACUAACUUCUCAAGGAAUAAUGCAUGCUAUCUUGGCAAAAAAAAAAACACUGAAAGAGUAGCUUUAUCUAUAAAUGAAGAGAUGUCCACCUAAUAGACGAAUUUUCUGGUCAGGAGCAAGUUUGCUCAAAUAAUUAUUCAGAUUGAACUUGGUUGCUAUGCAUUAUGCUUUCAUUCGCUUACUUGUAUUGAGAACAUUACUAUUUUAAUAAUACGACAGAACUGUCAUUGACUCAGACAACAAAUAUUUUGCACGUUCAAUUUGAAAUAUAACGUAAAUUACAUGCAGUGAAAAUUGUUUUGUCAUACCUUCUUGUAAUCUUAAGCAGAAAACUGUAUUUUGGGUUGAUUGAUAUCUAAAAUUAUUUUCAGUUAAAUAAUGAAAGUUUAUUUCUCUACUAAAUGCAUUAUCCUUUACUCAAAUAAAAGAAUCAUGUGAUUUUUAUUUGUGAAAAAAUUAUAAUUACUGAUAAUUUUGUUGGCAAUGCAUAAUUGCUUGUAGUGUUUGUAAUAAAAGUUUAUACUCGG
This is a messenger RNA of Mya arenaria, 2471 nucleotides long. RefSeq lists its product as uncharacterized. The coding region runs from base 72 to 893 and encodes 273 amino acids. Lineage: Eukaryota; Metazoa; Mollusca; Bivalvia; Myida; Myidae. The record is from RefSeq and is a predicted model, not a curated record. The transcript is spliced from 2 exons.